This is a messenger RNA of Mastomys coucha (southern multimammate mouse), 4961 nucleotides long. RefSeq names its product adhesion G protein-coupled receptor G6 (gene Adgrg6). Bases 521 to 4267 code for a protein of 1248 amino acids. The record is from RefSeq and is a predicted model, not a curated record. Gene Ontology annotation, cellular component: membrane. Gene Ontology annotation, biological process: myelination in peripheral nervous system; cell surface receptor signaling pathway; heart trabecula formation. NCBI's taxonomy places the organism in Eukaryota, Metazoa, Chordata, Mammalia, Rodentia, Muridae. The transcript is spliced from 25 exons. Gene Ontology annotation, molecular function: G protein-coupled receptor activity; laminin binding.
UGGGUGGGGCAGCUGCGCUUGCAGGACGGUCCUCGGAUCGCCUAGAGCCGGGGCCACCCCGGGGGCGCGCCGAGCCGCACCUGAGCCUCAGGGGGAAACCGAGGCCAGCGCUGCGCCGCGCCUGGCCACAGGCUCAGGAGCCUGGUGAUCUCAGCCUCUCCAAGCCCCGCAGGCCGGGAUCGGCCGGCCGCCACCCGCUCCCCGGAGCCCUUCGUCCCAACUCUUGGGAAAGUUCUCGGCCCGACCGAACCUGCCGCCGUCAGCCGCGCCCCUGCGCGCGGGACCUGAUCUUGAACUCGCCGGCGCGCACCCGGGGUCCACCUUGCGCCGCCCCGCGCGCAGGCGACUAGCAGCUGCCGGGAAACCCUAUGAACUCUCCAGAAAGGGCGUGACGAAGGGUCCUGCCGGGCGCGGUCCAGAAAGCCCCGGUCCCUUUCAGUGGAGCUAGCAGGCAGCAAAGCAGAGGAGGGCUGGAGGAUGAACGUGCGGCCUCUGGGAACCUCCACACGGUAAUGCCAGCAUGAUGUUUGACACGCGCGGGAGGAGGUGCUGCCAUUGGAGACUGAAGCCAAGCACCCUGCUGUUCUUGGUUGUUUUAAGUGUUACCUGUGUUCCUCUCUCAGUGUGGGGAUGUGGCAACUGCAGACUUGUCCUGUCCAGUCCUUCUGGUACCUUUACCUCUCCAUGUUACCCUAAUGACUACCCUAACACCCAGUCUUGCUCGUGGACCCUCCGAGCCCCUACCGGCUACAUCAUUCAGAUAACGUUCAAUGACUUCGACAUUGAAGAAGCUCCCAACUGCAUCUAUGACUCACUUUCCCUUGAUAAUGGAGAGAGCCAGACUAAAUUCUGUGGAGCAACUGCCAAAGGCCUGUCAUUUAACUCAAGCGUGAAUGAGAUGCAUGUGUCUUUUUCAAGUGACUUUAGUAUCCAGAAGAAAGGCUUCAACGCCAGCUACAUCAGAGUUGCUGUGUCCUUGAGGAAUCAAAAGGUCAUUUUGCCCCAGACAUUAGAUGCUUACCAGGUAUCAGUUGCAAAAAGUGUCUCCAUUCCAGAGCUCAAAGCUUUCACGCUCUGUUUUGAAGCCUCCAAAGUUGGCAAUGAAGACGAUGACUGGACAGCUUUCUCCUACUCAGAUGAGUCCCUUACACAGUUGCUCAGUCUUGAAAAGGCCAACAAUGGCUACUUCCUGUCCAUUUCUGGCUCAAGAUGCUUGCUGAACAGUGCAUUACCUGUGAAGGAAAAAGAGGACAUCUUCACAGAAAACUUUGAGCAGCUCUGUCUUGUGUGGAAUAAUUCUUGGGGCUCCGUUGGUGUAAAUUUCAAAAAGAACUAUGAAACAGUUACAUGCGAUUCUACCAUCAAUACUGUCGUGCCUGGGGAUGGGGCAUUGCUGUUGGGCUCUGACAGAGAUGAGAUUGCCUCUCUGAAGGGCAGCAUCUAUAACUUUCGACUUUGGAAUUUUACCAUGGAUCUGAAAGCCCUGUCCAACCUCAGCUGUAGUAUGUCUGGGAAUGUCAUAGACUGGCACAAUGACUUUUGGAGCAUCUCAACCCAGGCUCUGAAAGCCGAGAGCAACCUGAGCUGUGGUUCCUACCUGAUCCCACUUCCUGCAGCAGAGCUGACGAACUGUUCCGAUCUGGGGACUCUCUGUCAAGCUACUGUAAACCCUCCUACCACUCCACCACCCACUGUCUCCACUAAUAUCCCCGUUACUAACAGAGUCCAUAAGCAAAAGAAUGAUGGAAUCAUGUAUCGAAUAUCUGUUGUGAUUCACAAUGACUUUAAUCACCCUGAAGUAAAAGUGCAGGCCAAGGUGGCAGAAUGGCUCAAUUCAACCUUUCAGAAUUGGAACUACACUGUUUACGUGGUUAAUAUAAGUUUUCACCAAGACAUAGCAGAGGACAGGAUGAAAGUCAAGAGAGACAUCAUGGAUGACGACAAAAGGUUGGUGCUCUGGGCCCUCCUAGUCUACAAUGCUACCAAUAACGUCAACCUGGAUGGAGUGAUGAUUGAACAAAAGCUUUUAACGAACAAUGCAUCGCUAGAGGAUGGCCUGAGGCUGUGCAAAGUCGAUGUGAACCAGCUGGGCACGUGUAGCGCCUUGGAGGAUCCAGAGAAUUCUAGGUGGCCAGCCAUCUUACCCUCUGUCUACAAACAACCAUGUCCAAACAAGCCUGGCUUUUUUAUGACGCGGGCAUGCCUUUCUAAUGGAACAUCAACCUUCUGGGGUCCCAUUGAUGCUUCCAACUGUUCAAGACAGUCAAAUGAAGUGGCAAAUGAGAUAUUAGACCUAACAGGUGAUGGACAGAACCUAACCUCGGCUAACAUCAACAGCAUUGUAGAACAGGUCAAACGGAUUGUGAACAAAGAAGAAAACAUUGACAUAUCCCUCGGCUCCACUCUAAUGAAUAUAUUUUCUAAUAUCUUAAGCAGUUCAGAUAGUGAUUUGCUUGAGUCUUCUACUGAAGCUUUAAAAACAAUUGAUGAGCUAGCCUUUAAAAUAGACCUGAAUAGUACCCCACACGUGAAUAUUGAGACACAGAAUUUGGCCCUUGGAGUCUCAUCCCUGAUGCCAGGAACAAAUGCACCUUCAAAUUUUAGCAUUGGCCUUCCCAGCAAUAAUGAAUCCUAUUUCCAGAUGGACUUCGAGAACGGACAGGCAGAUCCACUGGCAUCUGUGAUUUUGCCUCCAAAUUUGCUUGAGAAUUUAAGUCCUGAGGAUUCUGUAUUGGUCAGAAGAGCACAGUUUACUUUCUUCAACAAAACUGGACUUUUCCAGGAUGUUGGCUCUCAAAGAAAAAUCCUAGUGAGCUAUGUGAUGGCGUGUAGCAUUGGAAACAUUACUAUCCAGAAUCUGAAAGAUCCUGUUCAAAUUAAAAUCAAACACACCAGAACACAGGAAGUGCAUCAUCCUAUCUGUGCCUUCUGGGAUCUGAACAAAAACAAAAGUUUCGGGGGAUGGAACACGUCUGGAUGCGUUGCCCACUCUGAUUCGGACACUGGUGAGACUGUCUGUCUGUGCAACCACUUCACUCACUUUGGAGUUCUGAUGGAUCUUCCAAGGAGUGCCUCACAAAUGGAUGGACGAAACACAAAAGUCCUCACGUUCAUUACCUAUAUUGGGUGUGGAAUAUCUGCCAUUUUCUCAGCUGCCACUCUCCUAACAUAUGUUGCUUUUGAGAAGCUGCGCAGGGAUUAUCCCUCCAAAAUCCUGAUGAACCUGAGUUCAGCCCUGCUCUUCUUGAACCUCAUCUUCCUCCUGGACGGCUGGAUCACUUCCUUUGGUGUGGCUGGACUCUGCACGGCUGUGGCUGCCCUGUUGCACUUCUUCCUCCUGGCUACUUUCACCUGGAUGGGGCUGGAAGCCAUUCACAUGUACAUUGCUCUUGUGAAAGUGUUUAACACUUACAUUCACCGGUACAUUCUAAAAUUCUGCAUCAUUGGCUGGGGUCUGCCAGCCUUGGUGGUGUCAAUUAUUCUAGUGAGCAGAAGACAAAAUGAAGUGUAUGGAAAAGAAAGUUAUGGGAAAGAUCAGGAUGAUGAAUUCUGCUGGAUUCAGGACCCCGUGGUAUUUUAUGUGAGCUGUGCUGGGUACUUUGGAGUCAUGUUCUUCCUGAAUGUUGCCAUGUUCAUUGUGGUCAUGGUACAGAUCUGUGGGAGGAAUGGAAAGAGAAGCAACCGGACCCUGAGAGAAGAGGUUUUAAGAAACCUGCGUAGUGUGGUCAGCCUGACCUUCCUGCUGGGCAUGACAUGGGGUUUUGCUUUCUUUGCCUGGGGACCCUUAAAUAUUCCUUUCAUGUACCUCUUCUCCAUCUUCAAUUCUUUACAAGGUUUAUUUAUAUUCAUCUUCCACUGUGCAAUGAAGGAGAAUGUUCAGAAGCAGUGGCGGCGUCAUCUCUGCUGCGGCAGAUUUCGGCUAGCAGACAACUCGGAUUGGAGUAAGACAGCUACCAAUAUCAUCAAGAAGAGCUCCGAUAACCUGGGGAAAUCUUUAUCUUCAAGCUCCAUUGGCUCCAAUUCAACAUAUCUCACAUCCAAAUCAAAAUCCAGCUCCACUACCUAUUUUAAAAGAAACAGUCACUCGGACAGCACUUCCAUGGACAAGUCCCUGUCAAAACUGACCCAUGCUGGUGGAGAACAGACAUCAAUCAUCCCUGUCCAUCAGGUUAUUGAUAAGGUCAAGGGUUACUGUAACACUCAUUCUGAUAACUUCUAUAAAAAUAUCAUCCUGUCAGAUGCCUUCAGCCACAGCACAAAGUUUUAAUGUCAUUGAGAGGGGAAACAAAGGGAAAAGAAAACCUGUCUGGAGAAAUGUGACACUCAACAAACAGUGAAAGCUACCUUCGGGGAAUGUCAGUGUGCUGCUCCCUAGGAAACUGCAGAGCUUGGAGGACUGACUGCGUCUUGUUAGGGAAGCAUCUGUGAGAUGCAGAGUUCAUCUGUUUUGGAAUGCUUCUAUGGACAAGCUCAGUCAUCACACUUCAGAACUGAGAACACUCUGAGCCCUGCAAGCAUACAGGACUUUCUAGAAUGUAAUUGAAUCAAACUCAUCAGGAUGAGGGGAAAGGCAUUAAAAUUAGAGGCCUUGAGAAGAAGAACCCCAAGGAAAAAUUCGAAUAUAUACCACACCUCAUAGUUAGGCUCAGAUGUGGCCUGAGUCUCACAAAGACAAUGUAGAAAACACACUAAUUACUGUUUGCAGUGAUUUUGGAUGCUCACGGGUUCUGUUCCAAAGCUAUUUUCUAUGAAUAUAGACGCAUCAUUUCCUUUUUCAGUGAAAUUUUAACCAUAAGUAGAAAAGAAUGUUUACUAUUUGACCCACAUAUUAAACAUGCUUUUUACUCUAUUAUGGCAAAUAUUGAAUGUUCAUGAACGUAACUUGCUAAACAGGUAUUUCAAAAAUUUGAUCUAGUCAAUAUGUUGUGUGAAUUUCUAAUAUCUCAAGACAUGCAGCUUAA